CAUUUUUCAAUGAUGCUCCACCCACAGGAAGUGCUACUUUCAACACACGUGACCUUCGAUUCACUUCAAGUUAAGCUUUCCAACAAGAACAAAGCAUGGCGAAUAAAGAGCCCGGUGGUUUGCUAGGGCAGUUGAGGCAGAUGGCUAGCAGAAUGGGCUCUGGUCCAAGGGGUGCAGGUCUUGGAUUCAAGCUGCUUAUAGGGGCAGGAGCACUUGCCUAUGGAGUCAAGGAAGCCACAUACACAGUGGAAGGUGGUCAGAGGGCCAUCAUCUUCAACAGGAUUGGUGGGAUGCAGAUGGACACGGUACUCGCUGAGGGGCUCCACAUUAGGAUACCAUGGUUCCAGUACCCUGUCAUCUAUGACAUAAGGGCGAGACCAAGAAAGAUAUCGUCCCUAACCGGAAGCAAAGACCUGCAGAUGGUGAACAUCGCCCUGCGUGUGCUGUCCCGUCCUGUGGCCUCCAACCUGCCUGCCAUGUACCAGCAGCUCGGCAAGGAUUACGAUGAGAAGGUGCUGCCAUCCAUCGUCAAUGAGGUGCUGAAGAGUGUGGUGGCCAAGUUCAACGCCUCGCAGCUCAUCACACAGAGAGCUCAGGUGUCCCUGAUGAUUCGGCGGGAGCUCUUUGAACGGGCCAAGGACUUCAACAUCAUCCUGGACGAUGUGGCCAUCACCGAGCUGAGCUUCAGCAGGGAGUACACUGCCGCGGUGGAAGCAAAGCAAGUCGCCCAACAGGAGGCACAGAGGGCCUUCUUCUAUGUGGAGAAAGCCUUGCAGGACCAGAGGCAGAAGAUCAUCCAGGCUGAAGGAGAGGCAGAGGCUGCUAAAAUGUUGGGUGAGGCGGUGACAAAGAACCCUGGCUACCUGAAACUCCGGAAGAUCCGAGCAGCUCAGAACAUUGCCAAGACGGUGGCGACAUCGCAGAACAAGGUGUACCUGAGUGCAGAUAACCUAGUGUUGAACCUCCAGGACAACACAAGCAACAGCUUCAGCAAUUUGAGCAGGUUGGGAGAAAUAGGCUGGACGAGCCCUGAGAUUAUCAGCAAGGCUGUUCAAGAGACGCUUCCAGAGAUUGAGGGAGAAUUGAAGACCCCUGAGACAGCCAGUGUUCCUGUGAUGCUUCCAGGGAUUGAGGAACAACACUCCUCGAAGAGCCCUGAUAUUGUCAGCAUGGCUGUUCCAAAGAUUGAGGAGGAACAUGAAUUGAAGUUCCAUGAGAUGGUCGUUGUUCCAGAGACAUUGAGUGAGGCGGGAGAAUACCUGGUCCCCCAUAUUGCGGCGGCGGGUCCUGGGGACGUGGCGCAAAAUGGCGAGGCUUGAAUGUAGGUUUAUCGUUGCCGAGGUAAAGGGAAGUGUCCCUGAAGAGUAUGCAUUCCAUAUCUUCAAUUUGAGCCAUCUCUACACAUUACACAUUAUACCUCUUCGCCACACAGUGGUUUUCAACACUGGUCCUGGAAGACCCCUAUGCGUACAGGUUUUUCUGUCUAGUCAUUCACUUGAAUUAUGUUAUGUUCAAUUUCUCUUUGAAAUGGCUUUCCACAUAUGGUAUCAUGUUACAGUUGCCUGGCUUUACCUCUUUACCUAUUUAAAUGUAAUGAUGUACAGAUGAAUAGAAACCGGAUUGUGCCGGGGUACUCACAGACCAGCACAAAGGAGCACUUAUUUGUUUCUACAAAGUGUAUCUCCUUGUCACAGUGCCUAGCUCUUGGCCUGUAUUCACAGAGCCUUAGAGUUGGUGUGCUGAUACACAGUAGCAUUAGUUUUAGAUUAUAUAGAAAGAGAGCGCUGAUCUAAGAUCAGGUCCUCUUCUCCAAUAUGCUUUUUGGAUGUGGGCCCUGGUUUGAGUUAACAACUCCAUAGUGGCACGAAAUCAACUAACUACACAGCAGGUGCAACCCAGUGGUUUCUUACACUCCAAGUGUCAUCACCACCCUGCCUUUAUAUUAUUUAGUUCAAUUUAGAUGUGACAACAUCAUGCAUCGGAGAACCAUCCAUAGAGUCCUACUGUGACAUUGCUAGGAGACGGGCUCCUCCGUACUUUUACUAUAUUUGUGUUCUGUAACACUCAACAUAAGCAGUUUUUGUCCUGGAUAUACCUGUUGAAAGUGUCAUGCCGGAUCUUCACGAAGUGUCAUGAAUGAAUACCAAUGAAUCUUAAUGUCCUGUGUCACGAAAAACAACGUUACACCAGUGUAAUACAUCUAAUUGUAAUGCAAAUAUUUGUUUUCUUUGGUUCAUGUUCCACCCCCCUUCUCAUUUACAUUUUUUUUUCUUCACUGCAUUUCAAACUUUGUUCAUCUUUGCUCGAGGAAAAAGGUCUUCAUUACUGUGUUCGUAAUCCUAACUAGAGGCCGAAGCACUCACAUUGGGUUUGAAUAAAUACAUGUUUUUGGAUCACAA
Messenger RNA from Oncorhynchus tshawytscha (Chinook salmon), 2399 nucleotides. RefSeq names its product prohibitin 2a (gene phb2a). The transcript has 11 exons. Gene Ontology annotation, cellular component: mitochondrion; membrane. Gene Ontology annotation, biological process: mitochondrion organization. Lineage: Eukaryota; Metazoa; Chordata; Actinopteri; Salmoniformes; Salmonidae. The coding region runs from base 96 to 1319 and encodes 407 amino acids. The record is from RefSeq and is a predicted model, not a curated record.